AUGUCGGAAUAUGAGGGAUCGGACCCUACGGCGCGUUCAGCUCCCAAAAACGAGCUGCCUGGGCCAAAAUUGUCGAACGAGGUAUCGCAAGAAAUGCUACCCAGCCCACCGCGCCUCCUAAAAAAAGACUCUCUGUUGGACCCAGCAGUUCCAUUUACUACCAUAAUCCAACCGGGGACUACUAUACUUCCCACUCUAAAUACUCCGACCGGCAUCACACCAUCGUCCGUGGCCAGAAUCACGACUACUAGCACGCCGGCAAUACCGCAGCCCACAUUCCCCGCGCCUUCCCAGACGCCGCCGAACACCCUAUUGAUUAUAGUGAUAUCUUUCGGGGGCGCAAUGGGGCUAAUCUUCUCGCUUUGCCUUGGCUUCGCGUGCUAUCGAUCAUGGCAGCGUCGCAGACGGCAGAAUGCAGGCGAGCAAGCGAAUGCCAGCCCCGAAGCUGGCCAAAACGCGCCCGCCCAGCCGGAGAGUAAACAGCAGGGUAGCAAUUCGCUCGAGGCGAACGAGAAUGGUGUUAGCCCUUUUAGAUCGCCUUCAAACCAUUCGACGCCGAGGGCAACUGGGGGGCAACACACGGGGGCUUCGCUGGGGACGUCUUCGGGCUCUACGAUGCACGCUGGGACAUCGGGGCGGACAUAG
This is a messenger RNA of Daldinia caldariorum, 645 nucleotides long. RefSeq lists its product as uncharacterized. The transcript has a single exon. Lineage: Eukaryota; Fungi; Ascomycota; Sordariomycetes; Xylariales; Hypoxylaceae. The record is from RefSeq and is a predicted model, not a curated record. The coding region runs from base 1 to 645 and encodes 214 amino acids.